Molecule: messenger RNA, 2001 nt
Organism: Cuscuta campestris
Lineage: Eukaryota; Viridiplantae; Streptophyta; Magnoliopsida; Solanales; Convolvulaceae
Source: the annotation of a GenBank genome assembly
CAGACAAUUAUUAGUAUUUUUUAGAACAAGGUUCGCAGACAUUUAUGUGAAUUGAGAAAAUAAAAAUCUGCCUCCACUCCCUCCCUAGUCCGAUCUUCCGCCACCGUAGCAGCCCGAUUGAGCGCGGAAUCUUCUCAGCAUCGCUGCAAGAUUGACGGAAUCAUAUUCGUCGAAUUGUCGGAAUCGUCGCAACUUUGAGGUAAAGCCAUGGAAUUCAUUCAAGCAAGAGAUUGUCAAGCUGCACUUCAUGAAAUUGAACUUUUGUGAUUGAUGUUGAAUGUUUGAGAAUCAAGUGGAAUCGAGAUAUUUCAACUUUAGGUUGCCUUUUCUUGUGAGUGAACUGAGUUAAGAUAGUUCAUACUUGUGGGAUUUAAUCAUAUAUAACUAAAUGAUGCUUAAAGCAAAUUCAAUAGUCACUUCAAACUUCCCUCCUACUGUACACCCACCUCAAUUUGCGUUAACAUCCCAGUCAAUGUCAUGUUGUCUUCCAAGAUUACCGACAUUGAGAAGAUCCAAGAACAACAGGUUACAAACUAGAGUCUUUACCCAAUCACCCACCCAUGCAGUCCUCUCAGACCCAUAUGUCAUUCAACUUGCAGAGACUCUUGAAGAUUCACUAGAAUCAUCAUCAUCAUCAUCAUCAUCCCUUCUGCAGCAACUUAGAGACAUUUCCUCCCAAUCCCUUCUCUCCACCUCAUGGCCUUCACGCAAGGAUGAAGCUUUUAGGUUUACAGACACUUCUUUUAUUAGGAACUCUAAUAUUGAACCAGUACCACUUUCCUCUGAGUUGCUGCAGUUUUUACCAGUUUCCAGUGAUACUCUUUCUCCAUUAAGUGUUACAGUAAUUGAUGGAUACAUGGUAAACUCUUUGUCCCAGUUAUCUGUAUUGCCCAAUGGUGCAUUUGUUGGGUGUCUGUCAAGCAUCACUUCAGAGGCUACAAUUAAAAGAGUAUCUGAAUAUAUCUCCAAUUCCCAGGGCGGGGAUUUGUUUUGGUCCAUUAAUGGAAUGGGUGCCCCUGACAUGCUUGUUGUAUAUGUGCCCGAAGGGUGUAAAGUUGAGAGUCCACUCCAUUUGAAGUACUUUUCACUGAAAGGAAGUGAAAAAGAUUCUAAAGUUUUACCCAUUUCGAACCCUAGGGUGUUGGUUUUAGUGGAGAAGGGUGGUGAGCUUGGUAUAGUGGAGGAGUACACCAGUGUCGACGGGAGUGGUAAAUGCUAUUGGGCUAAUUCUGUGAUGGAAGUUGUAAUCGGGGAUGGGGCAAAGGUCAUCCAUUCUUAUAUUCAAACACAGUCCUUCGGCUCUGCACACAUUAAGUGGACUUCAGUUCGCCAGGAAACAACAAGCAUCUACGAGCUUGUAGAAGUAAGCACUGGCGGGAAAUUGAGCCGACACAAUUUGCUUGUGCAGCAGCUCGGGCAGGACACCGUGACAGAAUUAUCAACAUUUCACUUGGCAAGUGGUGACCAAACACAAGAUUUGCAUAGCAAAUUAAUAUUAGACCAUCCACGCGGUGUCUCUCGUCAACUUCACAAGUGCAUUGUGGCUCACUCCUCGGCGCACGCUGUCUUUGAUGGAAGUGUGCAGGUCAAUAGAGAUGCACAACAGACAGACGCAGGACAGCUAACAAGAAGCCUCUUGUUGGAGCCGCGAGCGACGGUGAAUGUGAAGCCAAAUCUCCAAAUCAUUGCACACGACGUCAAAUGCUCCCACGGAGCCGCGAUUAGCGAUCUUGAAGAAGACCAGCUUUUCUACUUCCGGGCCCGCGGCAUUGACAUCAGAGCCGCGAGAAAAGCUCUUAUUCUCUCCUUUGCUGCUGAGGUGAUAGAUCGCAUUUCGAACGCCAGCGUGAUGAAGAAAGUGGAAGGGCUUGUGAGAAAUUUGCUUGAUGAUCCCUCACUUUCUCAUUAUUUUUCUUAGUUGUACACUUGUAGUUAGUGUCACAUUUUAUUCUAUUACUUCUACAGUUCUACUACGAUUUUUAAUAAAAUGUGUGUUUCAUA